AAGUGAAUAGUGGUGAUGUUUCUAUUAUUUCUUACGUGAAACGGUUUAGUACUUGCGUGUCUGAUUGAAAAUGGUGUUAAGAAUUCUACAAUAUUUCAUGAACCACCAACAAUUGGUAGACAAAUUGGCGCAAUCGAGUUUUAUGAAAACAAUUGCACGGUUCGUUGUUCAUAAGGCAAUUCGUGCGAAAUCAUUGACAGAAGAUAUGAAAUCUGAACAGUUAGAAAAAACUCUGAAAAACAUCACCGAAAAGCUUAAGGACACGAAGAACAAGCUCGAUGGUAAACAGUGAAUACGUCAAUUUGUUGUAGACUGUUGAAUACCUAUCUACCUAUUUCGGGACCUAUAUUCUAUUUAGUUGUACAAUGAAAGACCAUUCGAUAAUAUUUGUGGGGUCGGAGCCUUUGAAAGACAAGGAUUCAGUGACCCGCGCCUUAUCGUAUUUCACAAUGCCUGCUGAUGAUCUGCCAAAACGGAUAUUGCUAUCAUUCACACCACCACUCCACUCUAGAUUUGUGUACGUAGACUUCUUGGGACCGUGUUUGGCGUUCAUACUAUUGGCCACAAUACUUGGCUACGGACAUGCCUACAAAACUCCAUCAGCCGUUUAUCACAGGUCACCCACCGAAGUGUUGGCCGUAUACUGCCUAUCGAUGCCAGCAAUUUGUUAUAUAUUAACCCGUUUAGGAAAGUCUAGUAUAUCUUUUUUGCAGAUAUUGUCAUUAUUAGGAUACGGUCUUUAUGGUUAUGUGUUUACUCUUGUUAUUAGUUUUAUAUCGGAUGAAACAAAUAAUGUAAUAUUUUAUCUGGCCAUGAUACUGUUUACUGGCACUAGCGUCUUUAGAACAUGUCUUAUAAUAUUACUAACAAUUAAAUUACCUGCCAUCAGACUAUUAGUUUGCAGUAUCAUUGCUAUUUUACAAACACUGUUUGUUGUAUUUUUGUAUUUUACGUUUGUUCAUUCAAGCUUUGCUUUCCGCAAACAUUAGACAUUUAAAAAUUUACUUGUUGAUUAGAUCUAAAUGUAAAAUAAACUAAUGUGCACAUUUAAAGUUA
This is a messenger RNA of Myzus persicae (green peach aphid), 1056 nucleotides long. RefSeq names its product protein YIPF3-like. The transcript has a single exon. Lineage: Eukaryota; Metazoa; Arthropoda; Insecta; Hemiptera; Aphididae. The record is from RefSeq and is a predicted model, not a curated record. Bases 366 to 989 code for a protein of 207 amino acids.